AUGACAGACACAAAAGAAGCCGAAGCCAAUGCUUCGCUCACCCUUCUCGAGAUCAAGGAAAAUACGGCUGCUCAACAACCGCCAACGUAUGGCACCGUGACGUCACAAGCAUCGUCAUCGAGCGCUCCAAAAUCACCUUCGGAUUCAAUCGUUAUCAGUGUUCCAGAAGUGUUCGAUCAUGACCCCACGAGCUGUUUAUGUUGGAAUUGUCAUCAACGUAUAGUUACGCGUACUGAGAAAAAAAUUGGCUAUUUACCGUGGAUUAUCUGUAUGGCCAUCGGAUGCCUUUGCUGUUGGUUAGGAUGCUGUUUGAUUCCAUUCUGCAUUAGAGAUUUGAAGGAUACCGAACAUUAUUGUCCAAACUGUGGAACAUUUUUGGCACAGAAGCGACGAGUAUAA
Adineta ricciae is the source of this 399-nucleotide messenger RNA. The record is from the annotation of a GenBank genome assembly. Lineage: Eukaryota; Metazoa; Rotifera; Eurotatoria; Adinetida; Adinetidae.